GAGAAAAAUGGCGCACGCGGCGAAAGCUUCUCACUCCUGCAUUCCACUUCAAGGUUCUAAAUGAUUUCCAAGUCAUUCAUGAUAGGCAAGCGAAGAUUUUCGUUGGUCAAUUAGAAAAGAUGGUUUCUAGCGAGAAAGAGUUCGAUAUCUUCCCUUUCGUCAAGCGGUGCGCUCUCGAUAUCAUCUGCGAGACCGCUAUGGGCUGCCAUAUUUCCGCACAAGAGAACCAUCAACAUCCCUAUGUGGAGUCGGUUCGAAGGACUCAACGAACUCGCGUUUCUACACGAACGCAUGCCUUGGAUGUGGAUUCAAGCGAUU
Messenger RNA from Ostertagia ostertagi, 318 nucleotides. The record is from the annotation of a GenBank genome assembly. NCBI's taxonomy places the organism in Eukaryota, Metazoa, Nematoda, Chromadorea, Rhabditida, Trichostrongylidae.